Messenger RNA from Harpegnathos saltator (Jerdon's jumping ant), 507 nucleotides. RefSeq lists its product as uncharacterized. Lineage: Eukaryota; Metazoa; Arthropoda; Insecta; Hymenoptera; Formicidae. The record is from RefSeq and is a predicted model, not a curated record. The transcript has a single exon. The coding region runs from base 1 to 507 and encodes 168 amino acids.
AUGUGCUGGCAAAUCAACGUGCAUCCAGAAGACCAAAAUUUGCAACGCAUCUUCUGGGAAGACUCUAAUCAGCAAAUUAAAUUCUACCGGCUUACCACCGUCACCUAUGGAUUAAGCUGUGCUCCUUUUUUAGCUGUCCAGACAAUCGAACAGCUAAUUGCCAAUGAGGGCCAUCGGUUUCCAUUAGCAGUGCCAUCUUUAAGCAAAGGACGCUACGUAGAUGAUAUUUUUGACGGCGCUGAUUCCAUCCAUGAAGCGAAACUUAUUAUGCAUGAACUUGCCCAACUUUGCCACGCUGGAGGCUUUCCGUUGCAGAAAUGGAAUAGCAAUGUAUCAGAACUCUUUCCACCAUCUACCACCACCCCCAAGGAAGAAGGUGUUCCAGUCGAAAUCGAGGCUUCUCAAAUCAAAGUGUUGGAGUUAUGUUGGCAUCUGAGCAAAAAUGUUUUUAAGGGGGGAACCUCAUGUAAACAGCACUUUCUUAAAGAUUUUAUUACAAAAAAGUGA